Messenger RNA from Gordionus sp. m RMFG-2023, 1927 nucleotides. Its product is annotated as nucleolar protein 56-like. Bases 80 to 1843 code for a protein of 587 amino acids. The record is from RefSeq and is a predicted model, not a curated record. The transcript is spliced from 11 exons. Gene Ontology annotation, cellular component: small-subunit processome; box C/D methylation guide snoRNP complex. Lineage: Eukaryota; Metazoa; Nematomorpha; Gordioida; Chordodea; Parachordodidae. Gene Ontology annotation, molecular function: snoRNA binding.
UUUUUUAUUUGAUAAAGUUAUCAAAUCUUAUUUAUUAUUCACCGGCACAUAUUCAUAUACAAGCCAGCUAGUUAUUAUAAUGAAGAAGAAGAAAAACGUAUUAAUAACUGAAAGUGCGGAUGUUAAAGUUGCUUCCUUAGAUGAAGAAGCUUCGAUGUUCAUCCUGUUUGAACACGCCAUGGGUUACGCCUUAUUCAAGGUCAAGCAAUACGAGGAGAUAGGUAUGGCCCUUUUGACCGAACAAUUGCGCGAUAACCUCACUGACUUUACGAAAUUCGUCAGCACGGUUCAUUUGGUAGCGUUUUCGCCCUUCAAAUCGGCCAAGAAUGCCCUGGAAAAUAUUAAUCACAUAUCGGAAGGCUUGGUUCACGAGGACUUGUACGAAUUUUUGGACACCCAUCUACCAAAAAUCGAAUCAAGUGUUGACAGGAGAAAAGUGUUGCUCGCGAUCUCCGAUAGUAAAUUGGGCAAUUCGAUCAACGAAAACGUUAGCCUCAGCGUCAAUUGCAUAUUUUCUGGACUCGUUCCGGAUAUCAUGAGAGGAAUAAGGCAACACUUUAGCAAAUUUUUUAAAAACCUGAACCAAAGCAACAGUCUCAUUGACGAGUCGAAGGAAUCCAAAUCACAGCUGGGUCUCGCUCAUAGCUAUUCCCGCGCCAAAAUUAAGUUCAACGUGAAUCGAGUCGAUAAUAUGAUAGUUCAAUCCAUCGCCAUCCUCGAUCAGCUGGACAAAGAUAUUAACAAAUUUUGCAUGAGGCUUAGAGAAUGGUAUUCCUAUCAUUUUCCAGAGCUUUACAAACUUGUACCAGAUAAUUUACUUUACGCACGAGUAGUUAAAUGUGUUGGGGACAGAAAAUUAAUAUUUAAUAACACUGCCAACAGCGAGGAACUCGAAAGUAAGCUGGCCGAAAUACUAAAUCACAAUUUAAUCCUGAUCCAAGAUAUCCUAAAGAUCGCCAAAUCAUCGAUGGGAAUGGAUAUAUCGCCCCUCGAUUUGAAUAUGAUCGGAAAAUUCGCCGACAGAGUCAUAGCGUUAGGCGAAUUUAGGAAAAAAUUAUCGGUCUACCUGAACGAUAAAAUGAAAUGCGUCGCCCCAAAUCUCGCGGAAUUGCUGGGGGAUACGGUGAGUGCUAGAUUAAUAUCGCAUGCCGGUAGUCUAUCAAAUUUAGCCAAAUGUCCCGCCUCUACGAUUCAAAUCCUGGGUGCUGAAAAGGCUCUUUUUAGAGCCCUAAAGAGUCGUAGUGGCAAUACCCCCAAAUACGGACUUCUGUUUCACUCGCCUUUCAUCAGCAAAACCGGAGCCACGAAUAAAGGAAAGAUUUCAAGAUUUUUGGCCAACAAAUGCGCCAUCGCUUCCAGAAUCGACUGCUUUUCUGAUGUUGCUUGUCCUAUAUAUGGCCAGUUUCUAAAAGCUCAAGUUGAAAAUAGAAUAAGAUUUCUCGAAAAUAACGAAGAACCAAUUAAAAAUCACGACCUAAUGAAUCAAGCUCGCGAAAAAGUUAUGAAAUUUGUGAAAAACCUUGGUAAAGAAUCCGAGAGCUCAAUAGCAACGACGCAAUCAAAGAAGAAAAAGAAAAAAAAGCAAACUUUUUUGAUCGAAUCGAAUGGCGCUGCACAGGAUACGCAAUCUAACAUCAUGACUGAGGGUGAGGAUCAGGAGGAAGAGGUUAAGAAGAAGGUGAAAAAUAGUAAAAAAAGGAAGUUGGAAGCAACCUUAAAUCAUUCCGAAAUCAAUAUGGCACUUUUGAAUGGUAAAGUUGAAAGUUACGCUCUAUCCAGUGAUCUGGAAAUUACGAUUGCUAGUAAAAAGAAAAAGCUCAAAAAACGACUGGUCGCUGCUUGACUCGCUCACUUAAACUUCUCGAAUUAUGUUAAAUUUAAAAAAAAAACAAAAAUCAAAGGUAAUUCGAGUUUUAUUGUAAAUGAU